This is a messenger RNA of Neurospora crassa OR74A, 1579 nucleotides long. RefSeq lists its product as hypothetical. The record is from RefSeq and is a predicted model, not a curated record. Lineage: Eukaryota; Fungi; Ascomycota; Sordariomycetes; Sordariales; Sordariaceae. The transcript is spliced from 4 exons. Bases 265 to 1488 code for a protein of 407 amino acids.
CGUCUCUUGUUGACGUUCUAAUGCAACAGAAUCUUGGGUAGCGUCAAGCCCAUCUUUGACGAUGAUGAAGAUGGAGCAAACACACAGUCACCGGUAUCCUAUCUCCCGUUCAACAGCGAUGACAUCCUCUCACAACUCGUGCACGAGUUUCAUCUCCACCCAAGGAUCACUCGGACGAUUAGUAGAUUGAGCUGCUACUUCUCUGCUCAGCGCCAUUAUUCUGACGAUGAUGAUCUUUCAAAGGGGGGCAAGGAGAGAAGACCGAUGAUAACAUGCACAGCGCGAACUUCGUCGACAUUGCCGAACGACAUGGCUUUGUCGACGACGUACUUUACCGAAACAGAUCUCAACCUUGCAGUGUUCUACGGAUGCAAUGAGAGACAAAAAGAAGACAUAGUAAGAAGAAUCAGGUCGUGUGAUCUCAAGCACAACCACCCAUUACUCUUGCCCGGCUUGUUCUUUGAACUCGAACGUAUCCGUCUAGUCGAUCAGGUAGAAAAUCUUCUGGACAACUUCGAACUUCGGAACAACUAUGAGUACAGCCAGUUAGAGAAGGUCGGCGGCGCAAGAGGCCUUGAUCUAGACAUGGACAAGAAACGAAUGACAGACGUGCUGAAGUCGACGUACAGAUCCAGGGAGUUGGUAAGCUUGAUUUUGGCCGUAAAGAGACAACUGAAUAAAUUUGAGACGGCGAUGGACAUGGUGGAAACCAGCGUCAAGUCAUCACCUUCAUCUGCCUUCUCUUCGGGCUGUCUGAUACGCAUCCCUUCAGCAAACUUGUCAUCGGUACCUGGCUCACGAACAAUGUCCCGCUCCACAACGCUAGAGGUAAAUAGCGAGGAAAACUACAUGCAGCAGGGGCUGCCUCGGCUUUCUGGCGUAUCGGGCUACGUACGGCUUGAAAGAGCUGGAAGGAUGAUUCGGGAAAGGCUGCAGGACAUCAUGUUCGAAUUUGAUGAUAAAAUCAACGAUUGCCAUCUCGUGAAAGACAACAUGUCACUGACAAUGCAAACGGUCUGGAGCUUCUUCUCACUUCAAGACAAUCAGACCAAUCUGAAGCUGUCGAGACUAAACACGAAGCUAGCACACGCAAACUCCGGUCUCUCAGAGGAGAUGAAGAAAGACAGCUCGCAGAUGCGAUCGAUUGCUUUGCUGACAAUGGUCUUUCUGCCCAUGUCAACCGUUGCGACCAUCUUCUCAACCAAUUUCUUCUCGUGGGAUGCCGAAGAAGGCCAAAGCGUCGUGUCCAAGUACUUCUGGGUAUUUAUCGUCGUUGCCAUUGCUCUCACAUGCAUCGUCGUCGGGGCAUGGUACACGGCCACCUGUGCGAAGGAUCGCAAGGGCCAUCGUCAUUGCUGCAUACGCUUGCCAUUUGGUGCCUUGUUCGGCAGAAAAGCUGGAUCGACCGACGACGACCUCCAACCCCACAGAAAAUCGGGCAGAAGGGUCUUCGAGGACGAAGAGAGGGGGAUUUCACUUGAUCUUUAGGGGAGGAAGGAAUGGACUCACUCCCCUAGGGGUGUGCCAUAGCGUACUCAAUGCUAAGAAAAGUACAACGCGAUGCGAUGCGAUGCAAUAC